Messenger RNA from Cyphellophora europaea CBS 101466, 1368 nucleotides. RefSeq lists its product as uncharacterized. NCBI's taxonomy places the organism in Eukaryota, Fungi, Ascomycota, Eurotiomycetes, Chaetothyriales, Cyphellophoraceae. The coding region runs from base 1 to 1368 and encodes 455 amino acids. Gene Ontology annotation, molecular function: oxidoreductase activity, acting on the aldehyde or oxo group of donors, disulfide as acceptor. The record is from RefSeq and is a predicted model, not a curated record. Gene Ontology annotation, biological process: branched-chain amino acid catabolic process. The transcript has a single exon.
AUGUACAGACGUUCCUUUGCAUUGGCCACCCGCCGAGCCAGCAAGGGUUUACUGCCUGCCGGACCAAGACCAGUACUAAGGAGAUGGGAGAGCUCAUCGUAUGCGCCCGGACCGGCCCAAAAAGUUGGUGCCGACUCUGUCAACUUUCCGGGAGCUGUCAACAGCAAGUUCACUACGGCAAUGAAGUUUCAGAAUCCUGCCGAGGAGACGGCCAUGCCCACCUAUCGAUACAUGGACGCAGACGGCAAUGUCGUGGACACCGAGCGGGAGAUGACGCCAGUAUCAGAUGAGGAAGUGGUAAAGUGGUACAAGAAUAUGCUGACGGUCUCUAUUAUGGAUCUGAUCAUGUUCGAUGCCCAACGCCAAGGCCGGACGAGUUUCUAUAUGGUCUCAGCGGGCGAGGAGGGCAUUGCAGUUGGCUCUGCUGCGGCCCUCCGUCCCGGUGAUGCUUGUUUUCUGCAGUAUCGAGAGCAGGGCGUCCUGGUCCAGCGUGGUUUCACCUUGAAGGAGAUGAUGAGCCAGCUCUUCUCCAACAAGGACGAUCACGGCAAAGGGAGAAAUAUGCCGGUCCAUUACGGUAGUGGCAAGCUCAAUGUCCAUACCAUCUCUAGCACGUUGGGCACACAGAUUCCUCAUGCAUCCGGGGCGGCCUACGCAUUUAAGAUGCAAAACCUGAUCAACCCGAAUGUCGAGAAGAGGAUAGUGGCUUGCUACUUCGGCGAAGGCGCGGCCAGUGAGGGCGACUUUCAUGCGGCUCUCAACAUCGCUGCGACCAAGUCGUGUCCUGUGGUAUUUGUCUGCCGUAACAACGGAUUCGCCAUCUCCACAGCCAGCAUUGAGCAAUACAAGGGCGACGGUAUUGCCAGCCGUGGAAUCGGGUACGGGAUCGACACCAUUCGAGUGGACGGCAACGACAUCUUUGCCGUUCGUGAAGUCAUGCUUGAAGCACGGAAGCGAGCACUUGAAGGCCAGUGCAGGCCAGUCCUAAUCGAAGCAAUGAGCUACCGAGUCAGCCAUCACAGCACCAGCGACGACAGUUUCGCCUACCGGGCGAAGCGGGAAGUGGAGGAAUGGAAGCGCCGAGACAACCCCAUCACUCGACUUCGGAAAUGGCUGGAGAAUAAGGGACUCUGGAACGAGGAUAUGGAGAAGGAAGCCCGUGCUUCGAUUCGCAAAGAGGUGCUACGUGAGUUCUCUGCUGCAGAAAAGGUCAAGAAGCCGCCAAUCCGGGCUCUCUUCGAAGACGUGUAUGAAGAGAUCACGCCGGAGGCUCGAGACCAGAUGAAGGAACUAAAGCGCAUUAUCGAAAAGUACCCGAACGAGUACGAUGUCAACAGCCAUGAAGGUGGCCUCAAGAGCUUGGAUUGA